Messenger RNA from Aspergillus caelatus, 1607 nucleotides. RefSeq names its product mitogen-activated protein kinase. The record is from RefSeq and is a predicted model, not a curated record. The transcript has 5 exons. Gene Ontology annotation, cellular component: nucleus; cytoplasm. Gene Ontology annotation, molecular function: ATP binding; MAP kinase activity. Bases 278 to 1342 code for a protein of 354 amino acids. NCBI's taxonomy places the organism in Eukaryota, Fungi, Ascomycota, Eurotiomycetes, Eurotiales, Aspergillaceae. Gene Ontology annotation, biological process: intracellular signal transduction; protein phosphorylation.
GGGAGCCUAUCGUCUGAGCGAAUGUAAGCGCAUUCUCAAUAACUACUACCGGGGUUAUUAUGAACCCGCCAUGUUUACUGCUAUGUUGUCCGCCGAUGAUGUACCGGAUAGUUUGUGACACAACUACACAAUACCUUGUCGCUGGGAGUCGCUGUCAAUUUGACUGCCUCACAGUAGUCAAUGCAGAAGUGAAGCGCAGUACACAUAGCAACCAACCACCACAGCCACAAGUCGUAUACAUUCCGCUAAUACAGUCUAGUUCGGACAGUCCACGAAUAUGGUGCAGCAACUUCCUCCCCAGGGAGGUUCACGAAAAAUCUCCUUCAACGUUUCCGACCAAUAUGAAAUUCAAGAUGUCAUUGGUGAAGGUGCCUACGGUGUGGUUUGCUCUGCCAUCCACAAACCAUCUGGUCAAAAAGUUGCCAUCAAGAAGAUUACCCCUUUCGACCACUCGAUGUUCUGCUUGCGGACUUUGCGUGAGAUGAAGCUGCUUCGCUAUUUUAACCAUGAGAACAUCAUCUCUAUCCUAGAUAUCCAAAGACCACGCAACUAUGAGAGCUUCAACGAAGUUUAUCUAAUCCAGGAGCUGAUGGAGACUGACAUGCACCGGGUCAUUCGUACCCAAGAUCUUUCGGACGAUCACUGUCAAUAUUUCAUUUACCAGACCCUACGUGCCCUCAAAGCUAUGCACUCAGCAAAUGUUCUUCAUCGUGAUCUGAAACCUUCGAACCUGCUCCUCAACGCAAAUUGCGAUUUGAAAGUUUGCGAUUUUGGCUUGGCCCGUUCAGCUGCCUCCACAGAUGAUAAUUCAGGGUUCAUGACAGAAUAUGUGGCGACCAGAUGGUACCGUGCGCCGGAGAUCAUGUUGACAUUCAAGGAAUACACCAAAGCCAUUGAUGUGUGGAGUGUUGGUUGUAUCCUCGCCGAGAUGCUGAGCGGAAAACCCCUAUUCCCCGGAAAGGAUUAUCAUCACCAAUUGACUCUUAUUUUGGAUGUUCUUGGUACACCGACAAUGGAGGACUACUAUGGAAUCAAAUCCCGACGGGCUCGGGAAUACAUCCGGUCUCUCCCUUUCAAAAAGAAGAUCCCCUUUAAGGCGCUAUUCCCGAAGGCUAACGAUUUGGCCCUGGACCUCCUGGAGAGGCUCCUGGCAUUCAACCCCGCUAAGCGUAUUACUGUGGAGGAAGCUUUGCGUCAUCCGUACCUGGAACCGUAUCAUGACCCCGACGAUGAGCCCACGGCACCUCCCAUUCCAGAAGGGUUCUUUGACUUCGACAAGAAUAAGGAUGCCCUUAGCAAGGAGCAGUUGAAGAUGCUAAUCUAUGAGGAAAUCAUGCGGUGAGCUUGCGUUGGACAGCUUAUCCAUCGGGAAAGACGGAAUACAGGUCGGGAUAAAUAGGAUGGGAUGACCGAACCCAUGCACUUAAUAUCUAGUUGCAUAGACGACAAGCCAGGGUAAUACACUCGCACAUCGACUAUGAUAUUGGCUGAGUCUCAUGAUUGGCCUUUUUGACACGUUUUUAGGCGUCUGGUGCUUUCACUUAUUUAACAGAUAAGCCGGUCUUACGCUCGUCAAUCUUGAGCUGGAAAUACAUUAUUGCCGAGGU